Trichomycterus rosablanca is the source of this 2631-nucleotide messenger RNA. Its product is annotated as polyadenylate-binding protein 1-B. Bases 24 to 722 code for a protein of 232 amino acids. Gene Ontology annotation, cellular component: nucleus; cytoplasm. Gene Ontology annotation, biological process: positive regulation of canonical Wnt signaling pathway; protein polyubiquitination. The transcript is spliced from 7 exons. Gene Ontology annotation, molecular function: RNA binding; ubiquitin-ubiquitin ligase activity. The record is from RefSeq and is a predicted model, not a curated record. Lineage: Eukaryota; Metazoa; Chordata; Actinopteri; Siluriformes; Trichomycteridae.
UUAGCUACAAGUUUGCAGUACACAUGAUGGAGAAUGAGGAGGAUCUGGAGUCACUUGGAGAGAAAUUGUACCAUCUUGUCAGUGCCAAACAUGCCGAUAUGGCUCCCAAACUAACAGGAAUGCUGCUGGAGCUGCCGGAGGCCGUCGUUAGUCAGAUGCUGCAGGAUGAGGCUUUACUUACCAAAGCGCUGGAGAGAGCGGUGGCAGCCCUACAACACGAUAACUCACACACAGAUCUACAACCUGCCAACAGUAAACCAGUAUCACAGGUUGAUGAUGCUGACUCUGUCGCUUCUGACUCUCUGGGUGAACAGUUGUACGAGCUCAUUGAACUUCUCAACACAGGACACACGGAAAAAAUAACAGGCAUGCUGUUGGAGCAGAAAAAAGAGGUGGUUCUGAACCUGCUGUCUGACCCUGUACUGCUGGAAAAGAAAGUCAACAUGGCUCUGAAAACCUUACACCAGCAUAGAAAGGAGGAGUCUGAUGUGAGCGACUGCUCAGAGCAAGACAAGCUGGAAGCGAUCGGAGAGAGAUUGUUUACUCUUGUACAAGACAUAGAGCAUGCACACUGCGCAGAUAUCACUGGAAUGCUGUUAGAACUGGACUCCAGCAUCCUGAAGCAGAUUUUGACAGAUCGUGUCAUGCUGGAAGCAGCAGUGCAACGAGCAAAGAGUGCUCUGGAGAACACUUCGGAUCAAACGCAACCAGAGAUGAAUUAGUAUAACGGUUGAAAUAUAAAUGUACUGUAUUUAUGCAUGAACAUUGUACAAAUGUGCCCAACAACCAUUAUUAUUAACAUGGAGUCGCCUACACCAAACCCCUUCCUCCACACUGUCGCCCGUGGCAACUUUACCAGCCUCAAUUCGUCUAGGAAGACUCUCUACGAGAGGGUGUGGUGUGUCUGCAGGAAAUGUACGGACAAAAGCGCAUGUGUGAGGUCAGGCACUAAGGAUGGACGGGAAGGUCUGGAUCACAAUAGAUGUCUUUAAAGACUUGGCUUUGUGCACACAGUAAAGAGUUUUAUACAACCCCAAAUCAGAUAUUUCAUGUUUUAUCUGCUCAAACAUCCAUUCCUGCAUUUCAGGCCUGCAACACAUUCCAAAAAAGUUGGGACAGUAAAACAUUUACCACUUUGCAGUGUUGCCAUUCCUUUUCACCACACUUAAAAGACGUUUUGGCACCGAGAAGACCAAGUGAUUGUGUUUCAGCUUUUAUUUUGUCUCAUUCUUCCUGGUCGCAUUUUUCGUUUCAAAAUUCUCCACACAUUCUCUAUUGGGGACAGGUCAGGACUGCAGGCAGGCCAGUCCAGUACCCGUACCCUCUUCUUCUGCAGCCGUGCCUUUGUGAUGUGUGCAGCAUGUGGUUUUGCAUCGUCUUGUUGAAAAAUGCAUGGACGUUCCUGGAAAAGAUGACGUCUUGAAGGCAGCAUAUGUUGCUCUAAGAUCUCGAUGUACUUUUCUGCAUUAAUGCUGCCAUCACAGAAGUGUAAAUGACCUUUGCCAAGGGCACUGCCACAGCCCCAUACCAUGACAGACCCUGGCUUUUGGAAUUGUUCCUGAUUACAGUCUGGAUGGUCCUUUUCGUCUUUGGUCCGGAGCACACGACGUCCUUUUUUCCAAAAAAAGACCUGGAAUGCUGAUUCAUCUGACCACAAUACACGUUUCCACUGUGUGAUGGUCCAUCCUAGAUGUCUCCGAGCCCAGAGAACUCAACGCCGCUUCUGGACAUGGUUAACAUAAGGCUUCUUUUUUGCACAGUAAAGUUUUAAGUGGCAUUUGUGCAUGUAACUCUGUAUUGUAGUGCUUGACAAAGGUCCUCACCCAUGUGAUUAUAUCAGCUAUUGAGUGGCGGUUCUUGAUGCAGUGCCGUCUGAGGGAUCAGAUGAUCAUUUACAUUUACAUUUUCAGCAUUUAGCAGACACCUUUAUCCAAAGCGACUUACAAUUGAGACAGUAUACAUCGCAAGCAGUUGAGGGCUCAAGGGCCCAACAGUGGCAAGCUGGCUGAUGCGGGGCUUGAACCAGCAACCUUCUGAUUACUAGUCCUGUACCUUAACCGCUGUGCUACCACUGAUCACAGGUGUUCAGCUUAAGCUUGCAUCCUUGGCCUUUACACACAGAAAUUUCUCCCGAUUCCUUGAAUCGUUUAAUGAUAUUAUGCACUGUAGAGGGAGAAAUAUGCAAAUCCCUUCCAAUCUUUCUUUGAGGUACCUUGUUUUUAAACAUUUCAAUCAUUUUCUCACACAUUUGUUGACAAACUGGAGAUUCUCUGAUCAUCUUUGUUCAUCAAAGACUCAGCCUUUCCUGGAUGCUGCUUUUGUACCAAACCAUGAUUACAAUCACAUCAUUAUUUAGUUUUUUCACAUCAGUACCAUUAUCCAUUUUUGGAAUCUGUUGCAGGCCUGAAAUGCAGGAAUGGAGGUAUAUUAACAAAUGAAAUUAAGUUGAGCAGACAAAACAUGAAAUAUCUCGGGUUCAUCCUGUCUGCAAUCAAACAAAAGUCAAAGUAAAUGUAAGGAACCACCAUGGGAUAAUGUUUUGUGAUUAUUAUGUUGCAACAUUCCUAGUAAUGAAAAUGUGAAAUAAAAAUUCCAUUAAAAUACACAGAAGAGCUAAAGAGCUCAAAAAUA